Molecule: messenger RNA, 866 nt
Organism: Saccostrea cuccullata (small rock oyster)
Lineage: Eukaryota; Metazoa; Mollusca; Bivalvia; Ostreida; Ostreidae
Exons: 4
Coding region: 9-833 (274 amino acids)
Source: RefSeq, a predicted model, not a curated record
CAGAUAUAAUGCAUUUGUACGUGGUUGGUACUUUCUUACCUUACGCAAUGUGGAUCUUGGCAUUAUCGCUAAUUCUGGUCACCACAGUUUAUGGGGGCGAUGAGCUACAGUUUUGCCCUCCAAAUCUUCAGCAAUCUACACAUCUGAAGACUUACAGUGGACAUUGUUACGAGUUCAUGAUCCACCGGCACGUGGAAUGGACCGUGGCAGAAAAUGACUGCAGUUCCAAAGGAGGAACUCUGGCUGUCAUCAAUAAUAUAGAAGAGCAAUUCUUCAUCAUGUCUUCAUUGAGAUCCUUUCCAUUCCACGGUCAGGGAGUUUGGAUUGGAUUAACCGAUGCACAACAGGAAGGGAAAUUUACAUGGAUUAAUGGCGAGGCGUCGACUUUCACAUACUGGGCAGCGGGACAGCCCGGAGUGGUGGACUUACCCAGUAUCGGUAGAAAACGUCUGAUUUUGGACACCCUGACAGGAGGAGGCCUUCAUCUUCCACAUCUUAUAGAGGAGGACUGCGUCCUGUUGAAGUACUCGGACUCCGGUCACUGGCACGACUAUCCCUGUGUUAAGUUGGAUCCUCUAGGCCUUGUGCAUGAGAACUAUCCAUACGUUUGCGAAUACAACCAAACUCCCGUUCCAACGACCACCACAUUAGGGACACCCAUGAGGCCAUCAACACCGAUACCUACGAGCACCACCACAUUAGGUGGACCUAUUUCUGUUACCACCGCACCAACCACGACUCCAGAACCCGACAUAGCCGGUACCACAACAGCAGGCGCUAUCGUUGGCUCCGUGGGAGAGCUCGUAAUAGGCAAAAAAGAUGUUAAAUUGUGAUAAGCAUGUUUUAAAUAAAAUUAUGGAUUUCUC